GGCAGGUGGCAGUGUGGGAUAGUGACACCUCCUUGAUUGAAGUCUUGCAGGAAGUUGCGAAUGAGGACCAGCUCGAGUCGGUACCAUGGCGCCUCUGGACCUGGAUAAAUAUGCAGAGAUCGCCAAACAGUGUAAAUACCUGCCAGAGAACGACCUCAAGAGGUUGUGUGACUACGUGUGCGAUCUCCUGCUGGAGGAAUCCAACGUCCAGCCCGUCUCUACUCCAGUAACAGUAUGUGGGGACAUACACGGACAGUUCUACGAUCUCUGUGAACUGUUUCGGACAGGCGGCCAGGUUCCAGACACAAAUUACAUAUUUAUGGGCGACUUUGUUGACCGAGGAUACUACAGUCUGGAGACGUUCACCUACCUGCUGGUGCUGAAAGCCAAAUGGCCCGACCGCAUCACACUGCUGCGCGGGAACCACGAGAGCAGACAGAUCACACAAGUUUACGGCUUCUAUGAUGAGUGUCAGACCAAGUAUGGAAAUGCAAACGCAUGGCGUUACUGCACCAAAGUGUUUGACAUGUUAACAGUUGCAGCUCUGAUGGAUGAACAGAUCCUGUGUGUUCACGGCGGCCUCUCCCCAGACAUCAAAACACUAGAUCAGAUUCGAACCAUUGAGCGUAACCAGGAGAUCCCUCACAAAGGAGCGUUUUGUGAUCUGGUGUGGUCAGACCCUGAAGAUGUGGACACCUGGGCCAUCAGUCCCAGAGGAGCCGGCUGGCUCUUUGGUGCAAAGGUCACAAACGAGUUCGUUCACAUUAACAACCUGAAGCUGAUCUGCCGGGCGCAUCAGCUCGUCCACGAGGGCUACAAGUUCAUGUUCGACGAGAAGCUGGUCACGGUGUGGUCGGCUCCCAACUACUGCUACCGCUGUGGCAACAUCGCGUCCAUCAUGGUCUUCAAAGAUGCCAACACACGAGAGCCCAAGCUGUUCCGAGCUGUGCCCGACUCCGAGAGAGUCAUCCCACCCCGAACGACCACCCCGUAUUUCCUGUAACAUCGCAGCAGCAGCAGCAGCAGCAGCAGCAGCAGCAGCAGCAGCAGCAGCAGCACAGCCCUCGUUUAGUGCACAGAUACUAACCAGGACAGUGUUCUAUGUAAAUUCUAUAUAGUGGAGCAUUUUACAGUGCAGCCGACUGUAACUUAGCUUAUUCCCAGUCUGUGCAUAUAAAUCCAUUCCUAUGCAUUUGAGCUCGUCACAGUGUCGUAAGUUAGCUCAGUAGCGUCGCUGUGCAGUUGAAAUGUUUGGAAAACAAAAGUCAAAAAUGAUCCUAAUCCCCCAAAAUCUUACUUUGCAAUGAAAUUCCCUCUGCUCACAGUAAACGGUGUCAUUUCAUGUCCCAGUCAUGUUGAGACUGUGUGUGAGAUCAUGAGCAGAGACUGCUGCGCACAUGCAUGAUCUCACCACUUCACAUGUGUACAAGUGAAAACUAUAGCCGUUAGACGUUUCAGGAUUUGUGAUUCAGCCGUGAAAUAAUCCUCAGAUUUUCAAUACACUCUUGUAAUUAUUAUUUUUCUGUGUGUCGCUCUUUUUAAAUAAAGACAUUUAAAAAUGGUAGAAAGUCAAA
Molecule: messenger RNA, 1574 nt
Organism: Solea solea (common sole)
Lineage: Eukaryota; Metazoa; Chordata; Actinopteri; Pleuronectiformes; Soleidae
Gene: ppp6c
Product: protein phosphatase 6, catalytic subunit
Exons: 7
Coding region: 86-1003 (305 amino acids)
Biological process (GO): peptidyl-serine dephosphorylation; G1/S transition of mitotic cell cycle
Cellular component (GO): cytoplasm
Molecular function (GO): protein serine/threonine phosphatase activity
Source: RefSeq, a predicted model, not a curated record